AUUUGGAGUGAUCGCGUUAAGAUGGCGAUUGUGUGAAGAAAAAAAUGAAACAAAACGAAAAAUCUGCUACGAUGUGGAGCCUUUAAAAACACAGCAACUCGGUGGCUGUGAUGUAGGAUGGGGAGUCGGAGGCUGGACAUCAACACAGCCACACUUGAAGACUUUGAACAGCUAAUAGGGGUUGGCCACCUCAAGGCAAAGGCCAUCAUUAAGUACAGAAAGGUGAGAGGAGGGUUCCAAACUGUGAGUGACCUGGGCGGGGUACCGAAGGUGGGACAAAGUGUGCUGGACCUCAACCGCAGUAAGCUCUGCUGCAAGGCCUCCUGUCGCACAAGCAGAGCAAUUAGAGGCCGGAAUGGAGGUCCAAGUAGCGGUAAAGCUUCUUCUAGCAAGUCUUCAAAUUCUGGACUUGGGUUGAAGCGAAUACAGGGCUUUAAACACCCUCGACAAGCCUCUAUUUUGAGAAAAGGAAGAACUUCUGUAGCAUCUAAGAAAAGUCCUAGUGAAAAAAUAAGUGAGACUGAUAAUGAUCCUUCUUCAGAUAAAAAUAAAUCUCACAAUUGUGCUAAUUUAAUUCAAGAUGGACCUUCAACAUCUAGUAACAGUGCAGGCUCACUUGUUUCUAUUUCAAAACCAUUCCAAGGACCAUCAUCUUCCCCUGAAUACUCUUCAAACAGUGUGGAACUGGAGGAGGAAGAAGAAGAGGAGGAGGUGGAAAAUGGAGAAGAACAAAAGAGUAUUCAAGGGGAAUUAACUAAUAAUAAUAGUGACUUAGACAGGGAUGAUAUUGACGAAGAAGAAGAUACUAAAUCAGAAGUUUCAGAUUCUGUAUACAGUCUUUUGAGUCCCAGAUCAAGAAUUCCUGUGCCAGUAAACUCCACUCUUUCUCAACAUCUGAAAAGGAAAGGCUCCUUAUACAGAGAUGACUUUUUUUCACCUUCUGGGAAGCGCCUCUGUCAUCCUCAAUUUUCUAGUCCCCACACGACGUAUGGUAACCUGAAGGGACCCCUGAAGAAAUGUGUCCAGCGGUUCCAGCGACAGAGGAUCCCCUCGAAGGAACACCCACCCCCAGGACUCGCAGAAUGGCUUAAACAGUUCCAGGACUGGGGUAAUGCUGAGCGUCUGAUGGCGGUAGAUGAGUUAAUCUCGCUGUGUGAGCCGACACAGGUGCGACACAUGAUGCAGGUCAUCGAGCCGCAGUUCCAGCGAGACUUCAUCUCUCUGCUUCCCAAAGAGCUGGCUCUCUACGUGUUGUCAUUCCUGGAUCCGCGUGACCUGCUACAAGCAGCCCAGACAUGCCGUUACUGGCGGGUGCUCACGGAGGAUAACCUUCUCUGGCGGGAAAAAUGUCGUGAGGAGAGCAUCGAUGAACCACUUGUAUUCGGGUCAAACAGUAGGUUGCGGCGUCGCCAGCCAUCCCCAAAGAGUCCAUGGAAGUCAUUGUACAUGAGACAACACCAGAUAGAACAGAACUGGAGAACAGGCCAACUGCGACCUCCCAAGCUGUUGAAGGGCCAUGAUGACCAUGUGAUCACGUGUCUAGAGUUCUUUGGUUCUCGUGUCGUGUCGGGCUCAGAUGACAACACUCUGAAAGUCUGGUCAGCUCUCACUGGAAAGUGUUUACGGACUUUAGUGGGUCACACAGGAGGGGUGUGGUCAUCCCAGAUGCAGGGGAACAUCAUCAUCAGUGGCUCCACGGACCGCACACUGAAAGUGUGGAACGCGGACACGGGUCAAUGUAUGCACACGCUGUAUGGUCACACCUCGACCGUAAGGUGUAUGCACCUCUGUGGAACAAAAGUGGUUAGCGGUUCCCGUGAUGCCACACUGCGGGUCUGGAACGUCGAGACCGGCCAGUGCCUGCACGUGCUGAUGGGGCAUGUGGCUGCCGUGAGGUGUGUUCAGUAUGAUGGGCGCCGUGUGGUCAGCGGGGCAUACGACUACAUGGUAAAGGUCUGGGACCCUGAGACUGAGACUUGUCUGCACACCCUGCAAGGACAUACAAAUAGGGUCUACUCACUACAGUUUGACGGUGUACAUAUUGUUAGCGGGUCGCUGGACACAUCUAUUCGUGUAUGGGAUGUGGAGACAGGAAACUGCCUUCACACGCUCAUCGGACACCAGUCUCUCACAUCGGGGCUCGAACUCAAGGACAAUAUCCUCGUGUCAGGGAACGCUGACUCCACUGUGAAAGUCUGGGACAUAACCACUGGGCAGUGCUUACAGACACUUCAAGGCUCCAACAAACAUCAGAGUGCUGUUACCUGCCUACAGUUUAACAAGAAGUUUGUCAUUACCUCAUCUGACGAUGGCACAGUGAAAAUCUGGGACCUCAAGUCAGGUGACUUCCUGCGUAACCUGGUCACCCUUGAUAGUGGGGGAAGUGGUGGGGUCGUUUGGCGGGUACGGUGCAGUAACACGAAACUUGUGUGUGCGGUCGGGAGUAGGAAUGGGACAGAGGAGACGAAAUUGCUUGUCCUGGACUUUGAUGUUGAAGAACGGAAAGAUAAAAUGCCGAUGAUAGAGCGGAUGUGAAUUGAUUCUGUGACUGAGCAGUUAGUUUUAGAUAAAAAUUGAGUUUUAGAUGUAGCAAAAGUGGGAAUAUUGUGGGUAGACUGGUGAUAUUUUAGAAUUUUAGUGAAAUCACUCAACGCAUUUCAAAAACACUUAUUGACAAGUUGAAAGGACAAUUGACAAGUUGAAAGGAAGCACUACUCAUUCAAGUUUAUGAUAUUUAAAGAUGUGUACUGUUUUAUGUGUGCUUAGGAAUAGAGGCUUUCUCCACAUUGAUUAAAGAGUUUGGGUCCUAGUUUUUGUAUCAAAACAGCAAGGACUAUAUAGAAGACCUAGGAAACAGGGCAGUGUAUUACAGGAGGGCAAGAGAUUAGUGAUUUCAGACAAUUGUGUAUAUUGGACCUGUAUGACAGGUGACAUGUGCUCAAAGUGUGACUUUGUUUUACCAACAUCUUAUCAGUGUGCUAAUCGUGAUUGACAUCCUUAUGUUUCAUUAUUUUGUAAUGGUUAAUUCAUUUUAAGACCUUGAUAACAAACAGAUGCUAAGGAAAAUGAAAUAUUCAUCACUCGCUUAUGAAGUGAUUGGGUUCUUGCACAAAGAUGAUUAUGUAAUAUUAAACACUUAGCUUAUGUUGUAAAUGUAUGUAAACAUAGAUUAUACCAUGGUUUAUUUUUAAUUUUUUAAGGUUGUUCUUUGUGAUAUCAGCAUUGCGAAGGGGGAUAGGGAAAGAGUUAUAUCUGCUACUUUUUAGCUCACCUGAGCACAAAGUGCUCAAAGUGAGCUAUUGUGAUCGGUUUAUGUCUGGUGUCCGUUGUCCAUCGUCCUACGUCAACAAUUGCUUAUAAACAUCAUCUCCUCCUGCACCGGCUGGACAACUUUGAUGAACCAUCUCAGGGAGGUUCCUUGGGUUGUGCCCUUUCAAAUUUGUUCAAAGAAAAGAAUUUAAUGCCAUGGCAACCAAAAGGAAAAACUUCAAAAAGCUUCUUGACAAAACCAUGAGGCCUAGAGCUUAGAUAUUUUGUGUGUAACAUUGUAUAGUGGUCAUCUGCCAAGUUUGUAACGAAGUUCAAAAUCUUUUACUCUGGUGAGCUAUUAAGGGCCAUCAUGUCCCUUUUGUUUAAAUGUCCCUAAUACCGUUUCUGCUUUCAGCCCUCAAUUGCUUUACAUUAAAGAAGGCAGACUGUUACAAAGGUGUAAAUAUCUAAGAUAUUUUUGAAAAGUGUAUAAUUUUUGUUGUUUCUUUGUAAUUUUUGUGUACAAAAUCUCUCCUAGUCAGAUUUUGAAUGGUUUCCCUGAAUGGUUGAACGUUUCUUGCUGAUCAGCAUGGUCCAGGUGAUUCAAACCUUUUUGAGCAUUGUCUGCACCCACUCCACUCAUUCCAAUAACUCUUCACAAGUACAGUGUGACAAUUGACUGGCCAACUUCCGUAUUGAUGGUUUUUGAAAGUCAAUGAAAUUGACAGAAGUUUUGGGGGAAUUUCAAACUGAUGAAACAAUAUUCUUUGUGCUCUGCAGUCUGGAGGGUUACUGACCUAGCUAUCAAGGAUUAUAUAUGUAUAUAUAUAUAUAUAUAGUUAUUGAAGUUAGCUCAUCUUUUUAAACAUAAAUCUCAAAAAUGAUUAUCUUGCAGAGAAAAACGAGAUUUUGCCAGUCUAUUGUCCCAAGGUACAAGUAACAAGUGUAGAGCAGGAUCGUGUAUUGUGGGUUUCCGGCGAUGACCUUUGAGGUUGUAAAUCGACCUAUAAACGUGUGAUCUGCCUUCUCUAAUAUUUCGAGGGUUUUCUGGAAGAAUGUUGUAAAUCCUUAUAUUAAUUUAGGCUGUAACUCCUCUCUUACAGGAAACCCUCACUAUGUGUGGUUUGUCUUAAUUCUUUUCUUGCGGCAUUCUAAAUAAAGAGGUCAGUAGUUUGGUCGGCCAAUACUGUUAUGUUGUGUUGCAUCAUAAAAUUAUGGCGGUUAAUUGCAAAAGGUACUACCUAAUUAUAUUUUGGCUGAAUGGACUAGGUACUGUUUGGCCUUUUAAUCCAUGCAUUAUGAAAGUAAUAGACUAUAACUAUUGCUUCUUUAUGGGGUUUUUUUCACAAUUUCAAGCAUAAUAUAAUGUUCUUUUUUUGUAUGGAGUCCAAGUCAGUAUUGCGAAGUAUAUUGUCUCUGUUUUAAUGUCUUUCGUCUUAGAUGUAGUUCUCUUACAUGUAGUCCUUUUAACAUUCCUUUUGAUGAAAAAACAUUUCUAUUUGUCAGAAAAAAACUUAAAAACAUUUUUGAUAUAACUACCAAACACAUAGGUUCUAUACCACAAUUACACGAAGGAAAGCCAACUAUCAAUGUUUUUAUGACAACGUAGUUAAUAAGUCAUUCUACCAUUUCAAUCUUUAGUAGGGGAUAAACUUGCAGGCUUUUAAAAGUUUUAUGUAAUUGUUUGAAAAAGGCAAUGGUGCUAUUAAUUAUUUAAGUGUUGUUUUGUGUUAUGAUGUGUGUCUUGUGUAUUUGUUAAACAGCUCCAUGAGAAUCAAGUUACUGAAGUUGAAGUUCAAUGCUUUCUUUAAACCAUGUAAUUUUGAUGAAAUAAACACAGUCUGUAGACUUGUCUUAAGUAAGAGAUUAUAAUGAUGCAUCUGAAAAUGUCUUUUUAGCACAGAUACGGUACACCGUGUUCUCAUUUUUAUCUCUAUUUCUUAUUUCUUAGUUUGUUACUUUAGAUAAUUUCAUUUUUAGGAAGUUCUAUACCACUGUUGUUCCUUUAAACACUAGAUUUGUUUAGUUUAUGUACACGAUAUUCACAAAAUUUGUUGGUUUUUCUUGUGCCAUAUAAUUUAUAUAAAUGGUUAAAUUUUUAAAUUGUUCAUAACUGAGCAUUCUUUGUGGUGAUACUUUUAUUAUAGUGUUUACGGUAAUUUGGUUUCUACUAAAGCGUGUCUUAGCUUUGAUUGGUUUAAACAUAUUUUAUUUCAUGAAAAAAAUUCAUAUGGCAACAUAUAUUUCUGUACAAAUAUUUAAGAAUUUGAUCGGAAGCUGAAAGCUUACAAAGAUAUUUAUUUUCUGGUUGUCUUAUGAAUUUCAAAAAAUGUGUUCCUUAAAGAAAACUACUUACAGUGUCAAAAGAAUCGGACAUAAAAUUGCCAUAAUUGGCUGCAUUAUCCUUGUGUUUUACAAGUCUUAUUAAAGAAUUUGAAUAUCUAUUUUCUGCUUAUAGUAUACUUAUAACAAAAAUAGUAACAAAGUAAAUAAUAAACUGUUUCUUUUAUAAGUUUCAAACAUUGGUAGGUAUCUUGGCUGAUUGAUUAUUUUGAAUGUUUGAGCUAUUUCAACCCCCUCAUGUUGGAGAGUGUGUAUGAAUGUUUAUAGCGUUAGGGUUGUUUUUAUCAGUAUUGGUUUUGAUUCAUUUCAUACCCUAAAAGAUAUAAUAUAUUUAACAAUUUCUACAUGUUUUGUUUUAAAAACCCUUGUUUUACUUGAAUGGUACAUGUUUAAAAUUAUUCAAAUUAAUUAUUAUAUUGUUUAGACCCUGUAACUUUCACGUAUAUGUAACCAGUUACAACUUAUUAUUGUAUAUUAACUAUUUUAUAGUGGAAAAUUGAUGUGUUACCCAAUAUAAAUGGUUAUUCUUUGUUUCGUAUGACUUUCCUGUGUAUUGUAUUUUGGUUAAACCAGUUUAUGAUGGCUAACAUGAUGUAGCUGAGGAAUAAUAAAACAUUAAAACUGAA
This is a messenger RNA of Mya arenaria, 6218 nucleotides long. RefSeq names its product F-box/WD repeat-containing protein 7-like. Lineage: Eukaryota; Metazoa; Mollusca; Bivalvia; Myida; Myidae. The transcript has 14 exons. Bases 118 to 2535 code for a protein of 805 amino acids. Gene Ontology annotation, molecular function: ubiquitin binding. The record is from RefSeq and is a predicted model, not a curated record. Gene Ontology annotation, cellular component: nucleus; cytoplasm. Gene Ontology annotation, biological process: proteasome-mediated ubiquitin-dependent protein catabolic process; ubiquitin recycling.